AGCUGAACGUGUGGUUUGGCAAAUGAGAAGGUGGAUAGUUGCUGUUGUCUUCUCCAAGUUCUUGUAGAGUGCGACCGCGCGAGUCAAAGCAGCUAUAAAGUGAACCUUCAAAGGACUCCUGUAGAACUAUUACGGUUUUAGAGACAUUGCCAUUGGACUUAGGUCCUGGUGACGAGCCUGCGGCAAAUUCCGGAACAAUGUUUGCCAAAUUCAGUUUUACUGUUCGAGCAUGUGGAGUGGCAGGUUGUGUUGCAGGUGCUGCUGCCGCCGUUGCUGGAUGGACCAGCGCGGAACAGAACAACCACGUAAUGCUUGCCUCGUCUGCUUACAUGGCGCAGCAAAUUACCCCGAAUAUCAGCCUGGACAGUUCAGCUGGGGACAUGCGGCAUAGGAUGGAAGGCCUCAUAUUGCGUACGCAGAAAGACCUCUGUGACGCGUUGUCUAAAAUCGACGGAAAGGAGUUUCGAGUGGAUCGGUGGCUAAGGCCUAAUGAAGGUGGAGGUGGAAUUAGCUGUGUUCUCCAAGAUGGCAAAGUCUUUGAGAAGGCUGGAGUUAACAUAUCAGUGGUAAAAGGUGUUUUGCCGCCAGAGGCUGUGAAGCAAAUGCGUGCCAGGGGUCACUCGGCGCUCAAAGAGGGCGAGUCGCUUCCAUUUUUCGCAUGUGGAGUGAGCUCUGUCAUUCAUCCACGAAACCCUUUCGUCCCAACUCUACAUUUCAACUAUCGCUAUUUUGAAGUGAUCAGCGACAACCAGCGUAUUUGGUGGUUCGGGGGUGGCACUGAUCUGACUCCGUACUACUUGGAUGAAACCGAUGCUAAGCAUUUUCAUUCAACCCUGGAGAAAGCGUGCCGCCCUCACAAUCCCAGCUUCUACCAGCGGUUCAAGAAGACCUGUGAUAACUACUUUGUCAUCAAGUUCCGCGGGGAGCGGCGAGGAGUUGGCGGAAUCUUCUUUGACGACAUGGAUCAGCCAUCUGCCGAUGCUUGCUAUCAGUUUGUGGACUCCUGUGCCAAGUCCGUUAUCCCGUCGUACAUUCCUAUUGUCAAGCGUCAUUACCGUGAUCCGUACACGGAUCGCCAUCGUCAGUGGCAGCUGUUGCGCCGAGGUCGCUAUGUGGAGUUCAACCUGGUGUACGAUCGCGGCACCAAGUUUGGUUUCAACACUCCCGGCGCUCGCAUUGAAAGCAUCCUCAUGUCAUUGCCACUGGAGGCAAGGUGGGAGUACAUGCACGAACCCGAGCCGAACUCACCAGAGGGCAAAAUGAUGGCUGUUUUGAAGAAUCCCCGUGAUUGGAUUUGAGUAUGCUAAUUUGUCACUCAGCGUUUGAGAGUUGGGUUUGUUUCAACUCGCUUCCCUCUGGAGUUCACUCUGGUUGUGUUUGCAUCGCUCAGAAAGCUGCACCGUUUUAAGGUUCCCUUUUAUUUUCAGCGUGCUAAUGAUGCAGAGCUUUGUGCAACUUGGUCCCUGCGAUCUGCAGCACUUGAUUUUUGCGAAUGUGUGGCGUGUUUAUUGCUUAGCGGUAAGUGUAAGACGUUCACCUCAUGCCGCGGAAGCGUGUACAGCGUAUUACUGCAUAGUGCAGCUGACCCGUGAACUCAGAGAAAAUCUAUUAUCUCUGACAAGCUAUUUACUGGACGUAUACGCCUUUGUUCUUGAUUUUUGACUGCUUUUUGCUCUUCUCGGAUUCUAGCUUUUCCGGUCUAGAAUUUGAUUUCAGUUCAGGAUAGUUUCUCCUGAGUCCUGUUACAACAAUGCCAAUGCCAGAGUAUUUUUUUAGUAACGCCUGCACCAUGUUCUGCUCGCCAACUGUAUAUAUAUGUCGGUUCCCAGUGCUGAUAGCCCACAAAAGAUUGCAGUUUCAUUUCUUGA
Molecule: messenger RNA, 1868 nt
Organism: Sycon ciliatum
Lineage: Eukaryota; Metazoa; Porifera; Calcarea; Leucosolenida; Sycettidae
Product: oxygen-dependent coproporphyrinogen-III oxidase-like
Exons: 1
Coding region: 198-1298 (366 amino acids)
Cellular component (GO): cytoplasm
Molecular function (GO): coproporphyrinogen oxidase activity
Source: RefSeq, a predicted model, not a curated record